AUGUUCGUCGAAGACACAGAAGCCGAAAAUGAAAUGAAUGUUUCGGAAAUAUCACCACGUUCCAUUCUACGUCCUUCAUUUUCGAUUCCGAAUGCUAAACAACACGAUGAAGGAUGUUCGUCUACUAAACCGCAUUCAAUUAACCGACAAGCUAGUCGAAUAUCGAUACAUGAUUCCAGUGUGUUUAACUCUAUGUUCUUGAAUUUGCGUUCGUCGGUUCAUAGCAAUAGAUUAGUUAAGCAGUUGAGAGAACGAUAUGCCAAUGACAAUGUCGAAGAUGAGAAUCUUCAGCAACCGCAGCUUGUCUGCGAAGAAAAACAAACAGAUGCGAUAUUUCAAAUCUAUUUCAAACGAAAAAGUAAAAAGAAUACUUCACCAACAGGAUCAUCGAUUACUCUCCACCAAUCGUCCGAUGAUGCGAUCGAACAGAAUAACUCGAGAAAUACUAAUCACGGUGAACUUUUGUACUCAACGGUUAAAAUUUAUCAAUUAAAAGCUGGCACACUCGACAAAAUUGUGGAAUGUUUAACGAAUAAACAUGGCGAUCUCGAUACAAUCCAUAUGCACACCCUAUUUGCUACCUAUCGGACUUAUACAAACACACGAACGUUAAUAGAAACGAUCCUAGUUCGUUAUCGAACAGUAGCUCCUGCUUCUUUAGAUAUGACCGAAGAUGUUCGACAAGAAACCCUUAAGAGUCUUUCCGCUGCUUUAAUCUGCUUAUUAACUACCUAUAAAGAAGAUUUCUAUGAUCCUCCCAACUUCACUAUAUUAAACUAUCUGCUUCAAAAUGUUCCUGAUAAUAACGAUCAGAUAGAAAAUCAAUGUCAAAAUCUAUUAUAUCAAUUUCAGCGCGAAGGCAAAAAUGCUCUCCGAUCUGAAUCAGAUCUUUUUUCAUUGUCACAUAAUGUUGACAAUAACAAUAAUCAUGAUCAUCAAUCAAAAUUAGUGUUUACUGAUGAAUAUUUAUAUAGUCAAAGAAAUGUCGAUUCCGAUGCAAGAAAGAAUUUUCUCGACAUGUCGAAUAUUCGAAUAGCAGAACAACUGACAAUUGUCGAUGCAGAGUUAUUAAAACGUGUUUUGCCGUAUGAAUGUUUGACAUUAGGAAAGAAUAGUAUCUCUCGAGGUGGAUUAACAUCGAAGCGUUCACUAUCCACUGUGGAUAAAACGAUUGAGCAUUUCAAUGCUGUGACCUAUCGAGUUGUUGCGACGAUACUGAAAGAAAAUAAUGAACAAAUACGUGCACGUGUUAUGGAAAAAUGGAUCGAUAUUGCCUUUGAAUGUCGUCAGUUGAGAAAUUUCUCCUCAUUGACAGCGAUUUUGAAUGGUCUCCAAUCGGGAUGUAUCUACCGUUUGAUCACUGCAUGGACUUAUGUUGAUCUUGAACAUCGUUCGGUACUAACGGAAUUGAAGAAUAUUUUUGGUAGUUGUAGUGAAGGUAAAGGACAAGCACGUGCCAUUCUCGACAAGCAACUAGAUGAAAUUCGUCUGACUCUACCAGAAUGCACUGUGGAAACAGUGAAGAAUGCGGAUAUGACAAGAGCAGCGAGUGCAAUACUGGAAAGGAAAUUUCGCUCGAAAAGACCGCGUGAACAUCAUAAUACAACGAUUGGUACCAUACCGUAUCUUGGAUUGUACUUUUCCGAUUUGACGUACAUUGAUUCUGGCCGGUCAAAUUAUAUUAAUAUUGAUGAAAAGGAUGAAUCGUCACAGAGAUUAAUCAAUUUUGAGAAACAUCGAAAGGAAUUUGAGAUUCUAGCUCAAAUCAAAUUGUUUCAAUCAGCUGUUGAUGCUUAUGCAACGCUACAACGUAUACCAUCUUUUCAGCAAUGGUUUAACAAUAUUCAAAUUCAUAGCGAGAGUGAAAAUUGGCAACGUUCUUAUGCGAUCGAACCCAAAGAAUCCCAUGAUACUGUUGACAAUCAACAACAGAAACGACUACAAGAUCAAUCCUCACCUUCAAAUCGAUCACAACCACUUAAAGCAUUUAUGUCACAAGUUUCACUGGAAUCAUUACUAACAAAUAGUCAGCCUAUACCCGAUAUCACCAUCCCAUUCGAUAGUAUAUCAAUAUCGACGACUUCCUUAGAUAAAAUGAGCGUCACAUCGAACCAUUCAUUUCCACAGCGACAACAAUCAACAAAUACCAGUGAAAAAAGAAGCUAUUCACAUCAUUGUCGUUCAUCAUCCGCUUCGAGUCAUGGUAGUUCCAGUCAGAGUUUCAUAAGUGCACAAGGAUCACCAACCAACAGCGUAGCAAACUGUAUUGUCAAUCCAGUCGAAACGAACACAUUGAUUGCGAAAGUUCAAAUGGUCGGCAGAGAUGAUCUUCUAUACAAAAAAGUUCGAAUCAAUGAUAAUGAACGUAUGCCCAAUGUAUUGAAAGCCAUUCUGGAAAAGUUCGGUCUUGAUUCAUCAGCUUACGAACGGUAUUGUAUCGAGCAACAACUACCCGAUCGAAAAAUCAUUUUAAUGGAUAAUUGUAAUGUAUUCUAUGCUCUCGUUCGCAAAUCACCCGAUGAACAAGUCGACUUAAUUGUACGAGAAAAAACUCGAUCCGAAUACGAUCAAAGCAAACCUCGCUUUCACCCGACGACAGGUCACACUCGAACGCCGAGUGGCCUAAUCAAAGACGAUCGCAUAAUCGUUCAAAGCAUACAUGUCGAAAGCCGACGCACACCAAUACAAAUAUAA
Messenger RNA from Adineta ricciae, 2694 nucleotides. The record is from the annotation of a GenBank genome assembly. NCBI's taxonomy places the organism in Eukaryota, Metazoa, Rotifera, Eurotatoria, Adinetida, Adinetidae.